AUGCUUGAGCAAAAGGUCGUGAAUUUUGAGCCGGGAGACGGCUUCAGCAUCGUCGGCGCCGAGAUCUUUGUCGACGAGCAAGACUACACUGGUGUCCACAUUGCGGCAAAUAAUCUGUCGGAAGAUUUUACCAAGGUCACCGGGCAGCGCUGCAAUCCCAUUGUCAAGACUCGCCCUUCGGCUCCGCCGGCUAGAUCAUGUAUCGUCAUCGGCUCUCUCACUAAAUCGCCCACGAUCCAGCUCCUAAAAGAGCAAGGCAAGAUUGACCCUAGUCAAAUUGAGGGCAAAUGGGAAUCUUGGAUCACAACGGUUGUACAUGAGCCCUUUGAGGGCUAUGAUGAUGCCCUUGUCAUCGCUGGGAGCGAUAAACGAGGAACCAUCUUUGGAAUCUACUCCCUCUCGGAGCAAAUUGGCGUGUCACCAUGGCAUUGGUGGGCUGAUGUGCCUCCGAAAAAGCAGCAGCAAAUCUAUGCUUUGCCUGUGACCACAAGCAAUGGCGAGCCCAGUGUCAAAUAUCGUGGAAUCUUCAUUAACGAUGAAUGUCCUGGAAUGGACAGCUGGGUACACGAAAAAUUUGGUCCCACGUUUGACGCCAACUUGUAUCAUUACAUCUUCGAGCUUCUCUUGCGCCUCAAGGCCAAUUUCAUGUGGCCCGCAAUGUGGAGAGGAUAUCCAUAUCCCGGGCGGUCUUUCUUCGUAGACGACCCCAAGAACCAGGAGCUUGCAGAUACUUAUGGUAUUGUCAUGGGAACUUCGCACCAUGAGCCGAUGCAGAGGGCCAUGAACGAGUGGUCUACGACUCAACCAGGCGGCACUUGGAAUUGGGACACAAACAAGGAAAAGGUUACGCAAUACUUUGAAGAGGGAGCCGAGAGAGCUGUACCAUAUGAGUCCUACUUCACCAUGGGGAUGAGAGGCGAAGGUGAUGUACCAAUGACUGGAGGAGAUCCUGUCAAGAUCCUCACCGAAGUGCUGAGUGUACAAAGAAACAUCAUCAAGAAGAAUUAUGGCAAGGAAGAUGGCGUCUUGCAGCUCAUGGCACUCUACAAAGAAGUGCAGGGAUACUAUGAAAAGGGACUCGUGAUCCCUGAUGACGUGACCCUCUUAUUCGGCGACGACAAUUUUGGGAACCUUCGUCGUCUUCCAACGGAGGAGGAGAAUAAGAGGUCUGGUGGCUCGGGUUUCUACUACCAUUUCCAAUACACGGGAUACCCGCGCUGCUAUAGGUGGAUUAACAGCAAUACUCUAGGCAAGGCCCUUCAUCAGCUCCAGCUGGCUCAUCACCGAGGCGCCAAUCGUAUUUGGGUCUUCAAUGUUGGAGAUUUGAAGCCUGUUGAGAUUCCCAUGAGUUUUGCGUUUGAUUUGGCUUGGGAUAUCAAUUCCAUCACGGCCACUACUCUGCCGCAAUAUUUUGAGCAUCUUGCUACUCGGGAGUUUGGCGAAAAGUAUGCAAGUCGGAUUGCAAAAUCCUGGUAUGACUUCAACAAGCUUGUGGCGAUUCGCAAGCAGGACCACAUUGAUGCAUCUACCUUUGUCAUUCAGAAAUACCACGAAUCUGACAACAUCAUUGCGCGAUGGCGAGAACUCAUGGGAGAGACUCAAGCCAUCUACUCAUACAUCGACGAGGAACACAAAUCUGCCUUCUUCCAGCUCGUGCUUCAUCCCGUCAAAGCUACAUACAUUUUCACUCAAGUACGCGUGGCCCAAUACACGAAUCAGCUUUUUGCCAAGCAGCGCCGAAAUACGACCAAUGCCCUGCUGAAAAAGUGCAUCAGUCUCAUGGAUGCCGAUCAUGAUUUGUUUGAAGAGUAUAAUUCUAUUUCAGAUGGUAAAUGGAACCUCAUGCUUCGCCAACCUCAUUAUGGCUACGGCGAUACUGGCGCAGAACCAUCACGCAACAUGAUUGAUGGACUUUGUUAUGUGCAGACAAGAGAAGAUUCGAACCCGAGCGUUGGUCAUAUGGGAAUAGCAGUGGAAGGCAUCGAAGGCAUUAAUCCCGGCCAUAUCAAUGAGGAUUCUGACAGAACCCAUCCAUCCCGCGGUGGCCUCGAGCCUGGAGUGACUCUGCCUUUCAUCACUCCUUAUGGAGAGCAGACUCGCUACUUUGAGGUCUUCCAUCGCGGUACACAGGAGUUUUCCUGGGAGGCUCGGCCACAGUAUAAGUGGAUCAAGCUUUCUCAGUAUCAAGGCCAUCUGAACCCCCGAGAUGACGAUAUCAGGGUUAUCAUCACCAUUGACUGGGCGGAGGUACCCACUGAUUUUGACGCCAAAGUCAUGAUCGAAAUCAUUGGUACUCGUGAUGGAUACGAGCAAGUCCACAUGACUGUGCGUAACAGCCGAGUCCCUGCAGACUUUGAAGGGUUUGUCGAAGAGAGUGGGCACUUGGCCAUCGAUGCCGGCAAUUGGGUUACGGCACCAUAUAUUCAGCUUCCUGCUCUCGGGCGGCCUAUUGCCGGAGCUGUCACUCUUCCACUUGAUACCGACUUUAGCAAGCCAGAUGAUAUCCCGUUCCUUAAAUAUCCGAUUUAUGUCUUCUCACAACAUGACAACACCAAUCUCGAGCUUCAGUUCAACAUCACUCUUGAGACUGAAAAGGCGAGCAGAAUGCAGUACGACGUGCGCUUCGAUGGAGGGGCCAUCAAAACAUUCCGUCUGACUGAAGAUGAAUCGAAUGCUGAUAACCUUCCCAAGAAUUGGGCCACGGCUGUCAUGGACUGUGUCUGGAAGAAGGGUCAUAACUUGGGCACAGUGAAGAAAGGUAGUCACACGAUUGAGGUGCGAUUCCGGAGCCAGAAUAUCUGUUUAGAGAAGCUGCUUAUUGAUCUUGGGGAUUUGCGGUACACGUACCUGGGGCCGCCGCAGAGUGCCUUUGUCAAGAAGGGGGAGAGCCAGGCUGUGAAUGUUAUAGGGCAAUUGGAUAGCCUGAAGAUUGAUUUGGGAUUUUAA
Trichoderma virens Gv29-8 is the source of this 2946-nucleotide messenger RNA. RefSeq lists its product as uncharacterized. The transcript has 2 exons. The record is from RefSeq and is a predicted model, not a curated record. NCBI's taxonomy places the organism in Eukaryota, Fungi, Ascomycota, Sordariomycetes, Hypocreales, Hypocreaceae. Bases 1 to 2946 code for a protein of 981 amino acids.